Messenger RNA from Papilio machaon (common yellow swallowtail), 2741 nucleotides. RefSeq names its product DNA repair endonuclease XPF (gene mei-9). Gene Ontology annotation, molecular function: damaged DNA binding; single-stranded DNA binding; single-stranded DNA endonuclease activity. Lineage: Eukaryota; Metazoa; Arthropoda; Insecta; Lepidoptera; Papilionidae. The transcript is spliced from 15 exons. The record is from RefSeq and is a predicted model, not a curated record. Gene Ontology annotation, biological process: double-strand break repair via homologous recombination; nucleotide-excision repair involved in interstrand cross-link repair; resolution of meiotic recombination intermediates. Bases 48 to 2726 code for a protein of 892 amino acids. Gene Ontology annotation, cellular component: nucleotide-excision repair factor 1 complex.
UUUGGGAAACUUGUAGUUAAAAAUCUCUCAUAGAAGUAUAAGUAAACAUGGACACUCCUAAUGAUGAAGAUCAAACUUUAGAUAUAGACGUGGAAACUAAAUAUCCAUUGCUGCCUUUUGAGAAACAAAUUUUUAUCGAUGUUCAAGAAAAGGAUGCUUUACUAAUCAUGGCAAAAGGGAUAAAUUAUGAUAAAGUUUUAGCCAACAUUAUCUGGGUUUACAAUGAUCCUGGUAAUUUAGUUUUAGUUCUAAACAGCAGUGAUGAUGAAGAGAAGUUAUUCACAACACAAUUCAAUCUACCUUCACUUCCAAAUAUUGGUGCUGAAAGAGAAAAGACAUACUUAGAAGGAGGAGUGUUUUUUGUUUCCACUCGAAUCUUGGUGGUUGAUUUAUUAAAGAAUAGAGUACCUGUUAAUCACAUCACUGGUAUUAUUGUAUUAAGAGCACAUACAGUUUUAGAAUCAUGUCAGGAGGCAUUUGUGCUUAGAUUGUACAGACAAAAAAACAAAACAGGGUUUAUAAAAGCAUUCUCUAACUCACCAAUAUCAUUUACAUUUGGAUACAGUCAAGUUGAAAAAGUUAUGAGAGCUCUCUUUGUAACAGAACUGUUCCUAUGGCCAAGAUUUCAUGGUGUAAUAAUAAAAAGCCUUAAAAGUAGACAGGCUGAAGUUGUAGAGAUACAAAUACCUCUCUCUGCGAAGGCAGCUCAAAUUCAAAUGUGCCUCUUAGACAUAAUGAAUUACACUGUUAAACAAUUGAAAAGUAUUAACAGGACACUUGAUAUGCAGGAAAUAACAAUGGAAAAUUGUAUAACAAAAAAGUUUCAUAAAAUACUACAAUCACAACUUGACUGUAUUUGGCAUCAACUUAGCACCAGAACAAAGGAGUAUAUACAAGAUUUAAAAGUAUUAAGAAGCAUGAUUAUCAACUUGAUACAUGAUGAUCCAGUUUCGUUUUAUGCUCUAGUCAGUAAGUAUAGGACUCCGGAGUAUGCUAAAGUUAACUCUGGAUGGAUACUACUUGAUUCAGCUGACCAACUAUUUGGAGCCGCAAGAGGAAGAGUUUAUAAUAGUAGAAAUGAAUUUGAUCCAGAACAUUGUCCAAAAUGGAAAUGUUUAAGUGAUCUACUAACCCAAGAAAUACCCGAAGAAGUAAAGAAAAAAGGAAAAGGAAAAUUAUAUAGUACUAAAGUGUUAAUCCUUUGCCAAGAUAAUAAGACAUGCUGUCAAUUAAAUAACUAUCUCUUAAUGGGACCAAAUAAAUAUUUAUUGUAUACAGCAUUCAGAAGAGAUUUAACAAUAAAUACAGUUUGUUCUAAAUAUAACAAUGCAAAGAAUUCUUUGCCAGUGAAAACGGAGGUUAAACCAAAUAGCAGUUCAGCUGCUGUAGAUGAUGAAAAGAAUAAUGGAGAUGAUGAAUGUAAUAGUGAUGAGACAAUAAAAUCAAACUAUGUGCUAACAUUGAGUCAGUUACCUGUUAAGGUGGAAAAAUCUGCUGAAGAAAGUAUUUUUGAACCAUUAUCACAGUUGGACGAUUUAAACCUAACACAAAUCGAAACUGAAAAACCUUUGAUAUGCAUUCAAACAUUCAAACAAAACGGCAAUGUAUUUUCUCUGGGGGUAACAUUGGAAACAUUACGGCCUGAAUAUAUAAUUUUGUAUCACAGCGACAUGUCCGCUGUACGACAAAUAGAAUUGUUUGAAUGCAGAAAGAAAGCUGAAGAACCAAAGGCGAAGGUUUAUUUUAUUAUUCAUGAUAAAACAGUUGAGGAACAAGCAUAUCUGACAUCAUUGAAAAGGGAAAAACAGGCGUUUGAACUCCUUAUUGAAACUAAAGGUGUUAUGGUGAUACCUUCAUAUCAAGAUGGAAAAACUGAUGAAUACUUUAACCUUAAUGUUGAAUCAGAAGAAAAUGUUAUAGAUACUCGAAAAGCAGGUGGACAAACUCUGAAUAAAGAAAAACCGUUAGUCAUAGUGGACAUGAGAGAGUUUCGCUCAGAUCUUCCUUCCUUGUUGCAUAAGAAAGGUAUCAAUAUAGAACCUGUCACAAUAACUAUAGGUGACUACAUAUUGACUCCGGACAUAUGUGUGGAGCGCAAGUCCAUAUCUGACCUGAUCGGGUCUCUGAACUCUGGCCGUCUGUACACUCAGUGCACUCAAAUGUGUCGCAACUACAGCCGCCCCAUACUGCUCAUUGAGUUCGAUCAGAAGAAACCUUUCCACUUACAAGGUAGUUUCGUGGUGUCCACUGAUCUGUCAGGCGCGGAGAUACAGCAGAAGCUGCAGCUUCUCACCAUACACUUCCCCCGACUGAAGCUCGUCUGGUCCCCAAGUCCCUAUGCUACUGCUGAAUUGUUCUAUGAACUCAAGCAAGGCAGAAAGAAUCCCAACAUAGAUGAGGCUAUGGCUCUGAGCAGUGAGAACACAGCAGAUGACAUGUGGUACGAACGAUAUAACAUACUGGUACACGACUUUGUACAAAAACUUCCCGGAGUUACUUCUAAGAAUAUUACCAGAAUCAUGAACAGGGGACAAUCUUUGGACCAUCUGAUUACACUUACAAAGGAGCAAAUAACAGAGAUAGUUGAAAAUAAAGCGGAAGCAGAUUUAUUAUAUUCUAUAUUACAUGUGAAACCAAAGUCCGAUAAAAGUAAAGAAGAGAAACCAUACGGCAAGAAAAAGUUUGCAGGAAAAUUAUUCAAGAGUAAAAAAUUAGAACCGAAAUAAAACGCAAGUGUAUUA